Mobula hypostoma (lesser devil ray) is the source of this 6340-nucleotide messenger RNA. It is a transcript of the gene cdan1, whose product is annotated as codanin 1. The transcript is spliced from 28 exons. Gene Ontology annotation, biological process: chromatin organization. Gene Ontology annotation, cellular component: nucleus. Lineage: Eukaryota; Metazoa; Chordata; Chondrichthyes; Myliobatiformes; Myliobatidae. The record is from RefSeq and is a predicted model, not a curated record. The coding region runs from base 47 to 3910 and encodes 1287 amino acids.
GUCACGUGCCAGCCGUCCGGCCGGCCGCGCGCUGCUUGCGCGGGUGAUGGCGGCGGUGUUGGAGCUGCUGUUGAGCGGCGAGCUGGCGGCGGCUGAGGCGCUGCUGUGGCUGCAAGUCCAGGAUGGUGAAUUGAGUGACAAGCUUUUGGCAUAUAAUUCCCUGAGGAAAAACUUUGUACCCUUUCUUCUAAAUUUUUUAAGAGAACAGACAAACCAGCUGAUACCAAAUGGGCCACCUACUCCUGGAAAGACGUCCUCUGUCAAGGGGCAGAAACCGGCUCAGGACCGGGAUGAGAGCAUUCAGCCAGUAAGGAUUAGCAAUUCGCAGACCUCAAGAGGGACUAAAACACAGUUAUUCCCAGACACACCAAAUAGUUCCUUUAAUUCAAAUGCUUCCUUCCAGUCUCCUUUGUCCAGUGGCUCCUCAUUUUUCUCGAAGUCCAGUAGUGAUGUGAACGGUGCAAUUUCCCCCAUUAGUCCUCCUGACCUCAGCAAUAGUACCCCAUUGCGCUAUGGAGAGCGACGAUUAACUCAAAGAGCCAGCCUUGGGCAAUUCAUCGUUCAGAGUCCUGAAAACCAGUUUCAGCGACGUGCUAGGAAGAAGAAUUUCAUAGCUGCUGGUCGCCAAGGAGCCAAGGACUUGGGAAGAAGCCCAACUGACGAGGAUGUUGUGCAGUGGAAUGCUAACAAGACGCACGUGGAGACUGUCAGCACCCCUUGUCCUGAAGCUCAGCUAAAUAUACACAACCUGGAAGAGUUUCCACCUGUGGGUGCAACUGCUCUUGGAAGAACAAAACCAUCAAGAAGAAUUAACCCUACUCCAGUCAGUGUAGAGCGGUUGCAAUCCAGACCCAAGAAGUGUUUCACUUCCACUCCUUUGAGUCAACCAUUGUCCACUACGUACUCCAAAAGAGCUACUUUCGAAGCAUUCAGAGCUGGACCAGAGCGAUUUGGCCCUCUCAUACCUUCUAGUAACUUGCAGGAAGAACGGGAAAUGUUGAAAAUUGAAAGAUAUAAAUUGAUUCAACAGUCACCAGUCUCAGACCCAGCCACACCAAUUAAGUGUCAAUAUGGAAGAUCCUUAAGCGUUUCCUCUGAUAGUAUUGCCGUAUGUGCCGAUGUAAACAAAGUUUCUCACAAAAAGCAGUUGGAUGUGUUGGCUCAGUUGUACUCGGCCUGUAUCUCUGAGAAUUUAGUGCCAAACAUUUUUUUGGAGCUGUUCUUUAUACUGCAACUGUUGACGUCCAGGGGAACAAUAUCAACAAAUGAUUUGGAAGAUGGCGGGAGCAAUGCUAUUGAGAGAAAGUAUGUGGAAAUGCAGUAUUUCAGAAGUGUGCAUAAUUGCAUUUAUUUUGCUGUCAGAGUUCUGGAGAAACAAGUCACGAUGAUUUCCUACUUAGAUAAAGGUACCAUAAGGCUCCUUGGUGAGAAUGACCGAAUUGGCAUGUUCUCUGCUACAUUACGUGACCAGCUGAACUGUGCCCAUGAGGCUUGUACUGCCCAGGUUUCACUUGUGGUACCUUCAGUCAUACCAUCUGUUCCAUUUGAGCCUGAAACUGACAAUCGAUCUAAUUUUACCAGUGACAGGGCCUUUCAAAAUUUUAAGAAGCAAAGAGACAUCUUUUAUGAGCUGCUGCGUGAAUGGGAAGAUAAGCACUCAAAUCCUGGUUGGGAGUUUGAGAGAGCAAUGGGUCUUCGAAUCAGAAACAUGAUGAUCAAUCUAAGCAUAGCGUGUAACCACAGUCACUUCGCACGAUUAUUUCAGAAACAACUGAUAAGAAUGUGUAAAUGUACAGUUGGAACACUUUUAGGCAAUGAACAUCCUGACCAAGAUGUGCUGGACAUAUUUGGAACAGACAACCUUACCAAACUGAAAAGGCUACAGGAGCGCUUUGUUGCUCCACAGAAUAUUGGGGGGCCAUGUCCUCCUCCAGCUUUCUCUGGUUGCCAAGUAUUCUUCAGAGAUUUUCUUUUAUGUGCAGGGAGCCAUCAGUUGAACCAACACUUGUCAGACACUUUGUGUCAGCAGAUUUUGGAGCUGGAUGGCAUUACCAUCCUUAGGCACAAGUCCUCAGGAGGUGAGGCAGACAUGGAUGAACAGGAUGAGAAGGCACAUUUUGCCUCAGUCUUGAUAACAGCAAGAUUACUGGCUAAGUUUCUUGGUUUUCUUACCUUCCUUCCUUAUCGUACUGGAGAUCGACCAACGAGAGAAAUGCAAGAGGCUAGUAUUUCUCUGAGGAACAAGAGUCUGCCUGUUCUAAAUAUAUACGACUUACUGAGAAGGUCAAUUAAAAAUGGACGUACUAUUCUAACUGUACCCUGGGUGGUGGAGUUUCUGAGCAUGAUGGACAAUGUGGCACCAUUCCUGGAUUGUUACCGCAAAGUGUUUACGCUCAUCUUGCAUUUAUACAGAUGUUUGGUUCUAAGAGAUGGACAGAAGAAACAUUACCUGAACAAGCUGUUGAUCCUUGCUGUAUUGGGGUGGCUUUUCCAGGUUCCUGCAGUUCCUGAAGAAAUAUUCUUCAAUGAAGAGAAGAUAGAUGAAUUUGGAAUUAACACAUCAGACCAAGCCUUAGAUUCUGUUCCACUGGUUGACCAACAGCUGUUCUAUCUCUGUUGCCCCUAUUUGUGUGAGUUACGCAAGCUGCUGGCUUCCUACGUAGCUGGUCAUGGGAUAAAAAAUGGAGGAUAUAUGAGAAAGAUCACACCAACUUCAGCAGAACCUACAGUACCAGCUUUAGCACAAUCGCAGCAGAGGCUCCAGACAGAGUUGGAGGAGGCCUUUUUUCACAAUCAACCCCCAUCACUUCGCAAAACAGUUGAGUUUGUGGCUGAAAGAGUUGGAUCUAAUUGCGUGAAGCAUAUCAAGGCGACACUGGUGUCUGAGCUGGUCAGAUGUGGGAUAGCAAUGCUGCAAAGUGAAAUGAAGGAUGAGGAGUCCAACCUGCCCAAACUGCUUGAAGCUGUUACCCACCAGCUCUGCGAAGAAGGCAGGCAGGCAGUGGCCAAAGGCAGAGAAUUCUGCAACAGAAAGGGGCCUGAGGCAAUUCGAGUCUUACUUCCAGCAGAGACGUCUGUUUCGGUGCUGACAACGGCAGAAGAUAUUGCAACCCGCCUUGCAACAGAAAAGGCCUGUACAUGGCUCUCCGCUAACACUGCAGCUUUAAUUAAAAAAGAAAUGGCAUUCAGCUUUGAAAGACUCAAGAAAUCUCGGACAACACAGUCGACAAAUGCAACUGAAUCCACCAGUUGUCUCCCAGACUGUAAACACAAUGCACCGUCUCCUUCUCAGAUAGCCAGUGAGUUUAAGGAGCUGCUGAGUAUUACACUGGGUCCCAGGCACAGUGAUGAAACAGUGGCCCACAAGGAACUUGAUAGUUUAUUAAGAAGAUUAAGGCAGACAUUGAGAUGUGGACAGUAUAUCUGUCCAGUAAUUGAACAGGCCCUUGCAAGGUACACUGUGGAGCUUGCUUCUCUAUUAGUUGCAGGUGAAGUUCCAUUUUCUGAUCUUGCCAUGAAAGAUUCUGGAGAAGAAACUUCUUAUCACAGAUCUAUCCAGCAUUUGCUUAGACAGCUCCUUGCUUUGUGGAAGAAUGGUUUCCAUGCCCCUAUUCCUCUUCAGCUAAUGUUUAGUGAGAAGAACAUUUCUUAUGCAGUGCACAUGCAAAGUCCAAAGUCGUGGUGGAAUGCGCUCUCAUUCCUAAUUCACGGCCUUAUUGAGUGGGAAUUGAUGAAAGCUAGGGAGAUAGAGUGUUGCUGGAGAGACCUUUCACAGAAGAGUUGGCCCCCGGAUUUCACCAAUGUGAUAGAAUCUGUGCUUAAAAUGUGUUCAGAACUGCCAAAGACAAAUACAGUGGAAGACCAGAAGCCAAAUGAGACAAGAUAUACAAGCUUAGAUUGUAAUUUAUAGGGGGGAAAAAGUCUAUUUUUGCAGUAUUUUACAAUUAAUGUGCAAUUUGUUCUGGGUGGAUAGGGGAUGUUAUUAAAUUUUAUCAGUGCUGCUAAAUUUAAUCAAAUAUUCAAAUGAAUAUUUUGUAGUUCACAUUGGACAAGGUAAUAAAUGGACCACUUUCCACUUGUUUAAGUCAUCUGCUGUUUGGCUGAGAUUUUGCAGUUGACAAUGAACUGUUCAUUGUUUCAAACUGGUCAAACUUUAGACUUUUAUACAGUGGAAAGCUGUUUCUGCCCUUUGAGACUAAGCUAUAACUUGUCUCAGAUAGCAGUCAGCUUGCAAGCCUUUCAGAUGCAAGUCUAAACAAAGGUGAAAUUAAAAUAUUUAAUUAAAAAUUGUGCACUGAUGAGUGUUACUGAAUAAAUUUUUAAAAAGUUGGUUAUGAAAGAAUAGGAUUCACCUGUUAAUAUUUUAGUAGUGGAAGUUUAUUGUAGUAAAUUAAGAUUUCCAUGUUAUUAAAAUUUUGCUGAUUUGUUCUGUACCUUAACUUCAAACACUUUGUUCUGAUGCCAAACUUAAAAGUGAGGUAUGAAAAAUGAGUUUCUCAGUGUUUGUACAAAUGAUUUCUCCCACCUCAAAGGCUGAACCAACUAAUUAUAAUCAUCAUUUUGAAAAAGGUAAUACUCUGGCUUUAAAUUCCUUCCCUGUACUCAUUUUGAAGUUGUGGAGAGAUAAUAGGAAGAGACUUCUUAUUUUUCAGUCCCAUCCUAACUUGCCUUUAGUCUAGCCUUCUUGCCUUAUUAGUUUGGCCUCUUGCUGCCUGAAAAUAAAUGGGCACUAAUGGAAAGUACUAGCUCCUCUAUAGAUGGAGGAGACAUUUAAAUCUAGAUUUACUAUUGAGUGUAGAAUGAAUAAAUAAAUACAACAUUUUCUGAGUGGUGUCCUUGCCGUAAGGCAAAGAUACCACUCCUUGAUAAGGUGAAUAAUACCUCAGAGGCAGAUCUCUCCCAGGUCAUGCAGAAGGGCAUGAGAGGAUAUUGCUGAGGCCUCGAUACAGAUCUUUCUACUUCUCAUUAGUCACAAGUGCUGCCUCAGAGAAGAAUUACCAAUGUUCUUUGUUUAUGACAGGUUAGGAACAAACCGGGAAAUUAUUCUAUGAUCUUUGGGAUAGGAUCUACUCAUGUCUGGGAAAAGCAUGGACUUAAUGGCGUAGCUUUGUGUGGGGACAUCAUGUCUUACAAACAAUUGAGUUUUUGAGGAGGUUGCAAAGAUAACUGAGUAUACAGCACCGGGUGUUGUCUACAUGAACUUAAAUUGGCAAGGAUGUUCAUGGUAGAUUUAUCCAAAAGAUUUUCAAAUGGUCAUAGAAGAGAGAGGGUACUAGGGCCUUUGCUGUGUGAUCUAAUAUGAAAUGGCUUGGACAAUGACAGGCAGGCUGAUUGGUCUGCAGCCAAUGUAAGAGUUGUGGGCAGUGAGGAAGGCUGUCUAAUGAUACAAUGGGGUGCCAACUAUUUUGAAAAAUGAGCAGAGAAAUGCUGUUCGGUCUGGACAAGUGAUGCAUUGUGGGAGGAAAGUAUUCGGUAAAUAGCAGUGCCCUCAGAGACAUUGAUGUAAAAAAGGAAUCUGGGGUGCCCAUCCAUUGCUACUUGAAACUGAUAAUACAAGUGGAUGUGGUAUGUAUGGCAUUGGAGCUUAUUAAACUAUGCAACAUUUGGAAUAGUUUGCAGUUCUGGUUGCCACUUUACAGGAAGAGUGAAGAGGCUUGGAGAGUUUCCUCCAGUUCUGUUUAUUAUAUCCGGAUUUCCUCUACGUUGAUGAGAACAACUGCUUUGCUGAGACACUGGUCCAUCUGUUGUGGCCACCUGGAGAUCACGGUUGCCAGCUAUUUUAACUCUCCUCCUAAUUCCCUCACUUACCUGUUGUCCGUUUCCUCCACUGCCAGAGUGAGGCUAAAAACAAACUAGAGGACUAGCAUCACGCGUCAGCAGGCCUGUUCUUAUGCUGUAUUGUUCUAUAUAAUGUGGAGUGGUUCAGUUGAAGAAAAUAUAUUUUCUUUUACCAGCGAAAAGCACAUUAAAUAAACUUAAACAGAGUAACAUCCACAAAAUAUUUAAUGCUUGAAAAAUUCAAUAGAAACUAAUUAUCCAUAGAAAUAACAGUAUAAAAUGCUUCAUAUUAAAGCUUUCAGUUUAUAAAUAAUUUGGACCUUUGAUUUUUGCAUACAAAAAUAAAAGUUUUUACUGUACAUUUUAGUUAAAAUAUGUGAAAUAGCUUGACUUGUCCAUUGGAAAAUUAUUGCUUUGAGAGGUUUACAGUGAUGCACAAAUAUCCCAAGUUUGAACAUGCUACCUAUGUGUAUGACCUCAGCUAGGGAGGUAAUCAUGUUCUUGAAUGCAAAGGGUGUUUGGGGUUCAAAACCAGAUGCUGUACAUUCGCUCCCCUCCAACU